UCUUCGGUCUUCCUUUUGUUCGCUGCGUUUUUUCGUUCUUGUUCCGCUGUCGCUCGUUCUGACUUGACGUGUACUUGUCGCUGAAGUUGGAAUUUUCCACUUUUAUUUGUGAAUUUCUGCUAAUUUUUGUUCAAUUCUGUGAGAAUUAUGGCUGCUACCGCUGAAACUGUCCCAGAAACAGUAGCUGCUCCUGAAAAGGAAACAGAACAGAAAGAAGAAGUCUCCAAGUCAGACGUAAAAGAAGUUAAGGAUGAAGAACCGAAGGAAGUUGCUGAAGAAAAAAAUGGUCACAGUGAAUCUGACGAAGGAAAAAAGAAUGGCGUGGCUAAAGCCGAAGAAGAAAAAACGAAUGGCAUCACAAAGAAUGACGAAGAAAAGAAUCACACCGAGAAAACAAAUGGAACUACCGAAGAAAAUGAAUCAGAGGAAGUUUCAGAUGCCUGUCCAGUAAAGAGGAAAUCAGAAGCUGCAGACAUCCCAGACUCCAAAGUCUCAGAAGAGGAUGCUGUCAGUUGUGAGAAGAAAGCUAAAAUCGAGGAAAAAUUAGCUGCAGCAAAGGGUGAAGAAGUACUUAAUUCUGAAGAAGCUGAAGCAACCGCUUAGAUCUCUUCCUUUUUGAAUCUCCUUUUUCAUUAUCUGUGAAGUCGUAAAUCUCAUCUACCAAGCCAACAAAUGUGUCUGUCAUCAUAUCUGUCAAACUUAAACUAGUAUUUAACCUUUUUCUCUUUCUUUAUAUUUUGUAUGUACUAUUCAAGUGUGGUAUUUAUUGAGGAUGAUCGUACUUAUACCCAUAUUCAUCUAAUCCUGUGAAAAUAGUCCAUGAAAGAUGGAAGGCUCAGUAGGCCCCUCAUGCCAGUCUGACAAGAGGUCCGGGUAGUAGAUUCCUGUCCUAAGAGCUGUUUAUUUCUAAUUCCCUCUUGUCCCUCAUGACGCAGUAUUUUUCACUUAUUCAACUUUUCUCUUAGCUCUUCAAUAUCUCCAAUUUUUGUAACUACUAUUCCUCAAUUUUUACAUUACCUACGAUUGUUCCUCUGCUAUAAUUUAGAUGUAUUUUGUCAGCAUUAUUCCACUUUUUUAUCACACCUGAUGCCUCACUAUUGAGCUGAAAAAAUUGUGAGUCACAAGCCACUUCACCAUCUCAGUCUCUCAGUUAAAGCCUGCCGGAUCUCAAAGCCCGGUUUUAAUCACAGAGACCUUUGGAAUUGGUUUGUAAAAACAUUUUCAUGUGGCAGUUGAUACCUCGCCGUGAAUAUGCUGUUAAAAACAGGAAGUUGAAAUCUGACAAACGGCAACACAUUGGUACUUGAUCAUCAGGUUCCUAAGAUUUUCUGCUCAGUUUUUUGAGCACUAAAUAAUUUUUAUUCCUAGACGAUUUUAAUUUUAGUUUUUGUAUGACGACUUAGACGUUCAAGAAAUAAUUUAAGCUGCAUUUUCAGUAUUAAUAAGGUAAUUGAACUGUUGGAUCCUUCGCCCCUCAGCUCUAAAAUGAGCAUUGUUCUUACCUCUUGCAGAAUCUUUCGUAUGUAGCUCACAUGUCCUUUUUCGGUCCCGGUAUGUUUUAUUUUCUUUUUGUCUCACAAUUAUUGUAUUCGUUUCCUACUCUUCAAAAAGAAAUUAAAGAGAAAAUUACGAAUAGUUAUGGGGAUAUCGUUAAAAAUAUUUUUAAUUUUGGUGAAGGUAAUUUUUAUGUUUUCCCUGUUUUAGCAAAUAUCUGUCUUUUCCUCUAGAAUUCCUCUAUGGUUAAAAAUUAAUUUCAGCAGGACGAUUCAACUGUUCAAAAUAAAGAGGUAGUAGGAAUUGCUCCCAGUUCUGGAACCUUCAUGAGUUUUAUCUAUCUAAUUUUUCCUUGAAUACAUCUUCAAUGAUAGUUUUCCUCUGAACCCCUCGAAUCGAUAAUUUUAUUACAAGUCAGUCUUUGGCCUUUUUUCAGUGCUUAUAUUUUUGUAUUUCUUUUCCUGGAUAUUAGCAAUAAAUGAUUCCUUCAGAACUA
Molecule: messenger RNA, 1990 nt
Organism: Bemisia tabaci
Lineage: Eukaryota; Metazoa; Arthropoda; Insecta; Hemiptera; Aleyrodidae
Source: RefSeq, a predicted model, not a curated record